AUGGAUCCGGUGGUAGAAGAGCAAGAAACCACAAUGUUCAAUCCUAUAACGUUGACUCUAAGUUUCCUCUCUUCAUACGGCUGGUAUAUUGUCGGAGCGAGUGCCGUUAUCAUGUAUGCAAUGAAUCAGUUGAGGCCUCGUUUAGACAAAUGGAGGGAGGCCCAAGAAGAUGCUCGGUAUCACAAAGAUUCGGAUCUCGGUGCUGCCAGGAGGCGAGCUGAACAAGAGGCCAGAGAAAAACAACAGAGAGCGUUGGAGGAAGCUUCUAGAAGAGCAGCGGAGGAAAAAAAACUGCGUGAGGAACGGAAGAAAGCCGAGGCUCUGGAACGACUUCAGAAAUAUGGAAGUGAUUUAGGAGUUGGCAGGACAUUGAGAGAUGAUGGUUAG
This is a messenger RNA of Danaus chrysippus (African queen), 387 nucleotides long. NCBI's taxonomy places the organism in Eukaryota, Metazoa, Arthropoda, Insecta, Lepidoptera, Nymphalidae. The record is from the annotation of a GenBank genome assembly.